Penicillium arizonense is the source of this 432-nucleotide messenger RNA. RefSeq lists its product as uncharacterized. The annotation marks the transcript as partial. The transcript has 3 exons. The record is from RefSeq and is a predicted model, not a curated record. NCBI's taxonomy places the organism in Eukaryota, Fungi, Ascomycota, Eurotiomycetes, Eurotiales, Aspergillaceae.
AUGCCAAAUUGUGUCGUUUCUCGAUACCAGCCAGGCACAUUCACUGCCCAGUUUCGAAAGAUGCUGGAGCAAGAUAGGAGCGGAGAGAGCUCCGGUCAUGAAGAUGCGAUCGCAUCUUGUUCCAGAGCAAAAGGCUCCAGCCAUACCGACGAUGACCGUGCAGUAUCCCACCAAGACCGACUUGAGAACGGACAUGGCCAGAAGAUCCGAUCAGUGUCCAGUCGAGAAAAGAAAUCAAUCGAAAACUUGUCGACCAGACCGUAUGAUCGCCAGCAAUCUGCUGCCAGGCAAGCCAUCAAGCGAGCGAAAUUGUUAGAAAGUAAGGUUAAAAUACGUCAACGGAAGAACCUCGCUAGCGAUAUCGAGCUCCUCACUGUCAGCAUAGAGAAGCUCACUAGCGACUUCGAAGCUCUCAAAGAGGAGGUGAAGAAC